UUAUUUUGCAGCCAACUUCAGUUUAUUCGACGCUGUCAUUUACACACGUCAAAAAUGGAGGAGGAACGUCUUUUCGAUGAAAGAGUUUCAAUUCGGGAUUCAGCUCGCCCACUUAAAAAAUAUGGAAGUACUUGUAACCACAUGAAAAGGAAUGAAGAGUAUAUCAAGCAUGUGAUGUCAAAAGGCGAUACCCUGCAAGGGCUCGCGCUCAAAUAUGGUGUUACCAUGGAGAAAAUUAGGCGGGCGAAUCGUUUAUUUGCAACAGACAGUUUGUUUUUACGGGAGUACUUAUUGAUUCCCGUCACCAAAGAUUCUCCUUUCUACGAGAAUGGUGAGCGUGUGACGGAGUUGCCACCGCCAAAUCAUCGUGCAUCCAUUGCGGGCAUGCCCACGGGAGAUUUUUCCCCAGGCAGUCCAGACGAGAAGAAAAGCUUUGACGAGUUCCUGAAUAGACUGGAUUCCUCACUGGCUGAUAUCAAGAAGCAUGUAGAGAAGACCAAGGAAACUAGCGAAUUCGUGAAAGACCUGGAGGAUGGUUUCGUUCGUCACCGGCCGACGGCGCGGCUCCGGCAGUCUGCGUCCAUGGGUGCGUCUACUUCGUACAAUGAAGUGAUACCGCCUCCGUUGCCUCCGCCGCCAGUGGGCCUUACCCAGGGUAGGCGGGUGGAUACAUCCCUCAGGCGUCUGGAGCGCACUCAUGAUGACCUCUUCCAAUUGUAGCGGCCGAGGCAGCGCAGGUAUGCGCGGUUACAAUGAACGCGAUGAGCCUGCGCUGUGCUGACGCCACAGCGGUCGGUCGUCCACGGUCACGGCAGCGGUCGCGUCGCGCGAUCCUGUCGCAGAUCGCAGUCGCACUGAACACUCAAGUACAGUCGGUGAGUCAGUCGUGAGGGCACUAAGUGAUAUUAGAUUACUAUAUUCUUAAUAUUAUUGUGCAUAAUCUUAACAAAAUUUAUUGUAUCAAAUAUAUCGUCUAUAGUCAGGAUUAGUUACGAAUCUGUAUAG
Spodoptera exigua (beet armyworm) is the source of this 1005-nucleotide messenger RNA. The record is from the annotation of a GenBank genome assembly. NCBI's taxonomy places the organism in Eukaryota, Metazoa, Arthropoda, Insecta, Lepidoptera, Noctuidae.